Molecule: messenger RNA, 1134 nt
Organism: Chanos chanos (milkfish)
Lineage: Eukaryota; Metazoa; Chordata; Actinopteri; Gonorynchiformes; Chanidae
Gene: evx1
Product: even-skipped homeobox 1
Exons: 3
Coding region: 1-1134 (377 amino acids)
Biological process (GO): regulation of transcription by RNA polymerase II
Cellular component (GO): nucleus
Molecular function (GO): RNA polymerase II cis-regulatory region sequence-specific DNA binding; DNA-binding transcription factor activity, RNA polymerase II-specific
Source: RefSeq, a predicted model, not a curated record
AUGGAAAGCAGAAAGGAGAUGGUGAUGCGCACAGGAGGAGGUAAAAUUGCCGCAAAAACAGCCCCUAACUUGUCGGAAGCCGUCGGAAGCUCCAUGUGUGAACCACAGGAAAAGCCGGUUCACAGUAACGGCCGGAGCCCAAACUCUUUGCCUUACUCACAAGAAACAGUGGAAAUCACAGAUGGAACACGGGGCGGUGUCUGCGCAGAUGUCAGACCGACCGGCAAGCUCCCUAAGCUUGUGAAAGACCUGCCGGAUCUGCCAACCAAAGAGGCCAGCAGCUCCGACACUGAAUCAGACUUCUACGAGGAGAUAGAUGUCAGUUGUACCCCUGAAAACAUGGAAUAUCCAAGCGGAAAAGGUCUGGACGUAAAGUCGCCAAGCCGUGGUAAUGAUAGCGUUGUAGAGAACGGGAAAAUGGCCCCGAGCCCCGGCACGCUUUCCUACGGGGCUGACCAAAUGCGACGGUACCGGACAGCCUUCACCAGGGAACAGAUUGCCCGGCUAGAGAAAGAGUUUUACCGGGAGAAUUACGUGUCCCGGCCUCGCAGAUGCGAACUGGCGGCUGCCUUAAAUCUCCCAGAAACUACCAUCAAGGUUUGGUUCCAGAACCGCCGCAUGAAGGACAAGCGGCAACGAUUGGCGAUGACGUGGCCUCACCCCGCCGACCCCGCCUUUUACACCUACAUGAUGAGCCAUGCUGCAGCCACCGGAAAUCUGCCUUACCCGUUUCCGUCCCACCUUCCCUUGCCCUAUUAUUCUCAUCUUGGCGGGGUGACAGCGGGGUCAGCAACUGGUCCCGGUAGCCCGUUUGCUAACCCUCUCCGCUCGUUGGACAGCUUUCGGGUUCUCUCGCAUCCAUACCCGCGCCCAGAGCUGUUAUGUGCAUUCAGACAUCCCUCGCUGUAUCCUAGCCCGGGUCACGGGCUAGGUCCCGGGGGCAGCCCGUGCUCCUGUCUUGCCUGUCACGCUGCCAGUCAGUCAAAUGGCCUCCCGCAGAGGCCUACGGGAGCGGACUUCACGUGCUCACCAACAAGCAGGACUGAUACCUUCCUGACUUUUUCGCCCGCUGUUCUAAGCAAGUCGUCCUCUGUUACCUUGGACCAGAGGGAGGAAGUGCCGCUGACUAGAUAA